UAGUUGCUGCUCGCUUGAUUGUGCAGCUCUCUGAAGCGGCUGCAGACCAGAGAGCGGCGGGGCUGGACUCUGCUUCAUUUAUUUGUCUUCAUGAUUCAUGAAAAAGCUGCUUUCUGUCAGACAGCCCGGAGGAGCUGGUGAAGACAGAGCCCAUGCUGGAAUAGAAACAGUUAUGUCGAGGAGAAUAUCCAUCCAUAAUGAUCAGGAUGUUAUGUGUCCAACUAUGAACAAGCUGCAACAGGAUCCGGGAAAUAAAGUGCUCUGACAGGGUGCACCAGGAGCCACAGCUCUGGACGGACCGAUGCCAUGAAGACCCAGAAGGCCCCGGGUGAUGCAACAACUUCACCUCCUUGCCGACGGAAGUCUCGCUUCAGCUUACGAGGCAGAAAGAAGAAGGACGGGGUGAUCCAAGGCAAGCUUCGUAUUCGCUCCAUACCUGGAGCCUUCUUGGUGCUGGGGGUCAUCGUGGUGGUGGUUGGCACCGCUCUGGCUGUGGCAGGAUACUGGCCGUACCGCAUGUCCAGAUCGUCCAUCCUGGAAGCUGCGGAGGGGGAAAGCAUGUCUGAGUCGCAUACGUCUGGCUGGAGCUUGGGCGCCAAGGGCCUGCUAUCCUCAGCCAGCCUCAUCCACAGUGAACGGAUGAAGCUGCUGGGACCUGUCAUCAUGGGGGUAGGACUCUUCAUUCUCAUCUGUGCCAACACAGUCCUUUACGAGAACAGGGACAGAGAGACUCAGAUGCUGCUGGCUCAGAUGCGCAGUGUAAUCUGCUCUGUGUCUGCGGCCGUUCCCUCAGCAGACCUUAAAGAAAUAGCCACAGCCAACUCCAUGGCCAAACACUACCAGUGGGUGAGCAGUUUACCAGCUGCCCAUCUUAACAUCCUCUGUCUGCAGCAGCUGACCAGCUCAGAGCCCCUGCUCCAGACAAGACACCACCCAGACCAGGAGGAAAGAGCGGAGGGCAUCUUCCAGCAAGCUGUCCUCCAGACGGAGGCCCUCCACCACCAGGAGUCAGAGCCUCCGCCCUCCCUGCACUCCUCCCACUCCAACUCAUGUAAUUCCAGUCAGACAGACUUUAACACACAGUCUAGUGCCGAGCACAGUGCCGGCUUCUAUCCAGAGCGCACCCCACUCUUCAAGCUGGUGUCUGCCAGCUCCAUGUCCACUCUGGAUGAGGUGGAUACCCCAGCUAUUGAGCCGAGGCGCUGCCACAGUAUGAGCUACAGGACUAAGCCUUAUAUAGCUCGGACUGGUGUGUGUCUGGAGGAUGGACUCCACAGGCCCAGGAAGGAGGGGGAAAUAAAUCAGCUGGGAGUCAUGAGGAGAGAGGCUGGAUCGCAGGUUUGCGUUAACAUCCCUUUGCAAGUGGAUGUUGCAGAGGAUCAAACUCGCCGAAGCUGGCCUCGGCUAGACCUGGGCAGCGGGAGACGCUACCUGAAACUGGAGAACAAAGAGGACUCAGUGGAUAAACUGUUGGACCAGCUAGAGCAGCAGUGUUAUCAGUGGGAUAAGAGUUUUGGCUCUGGGCCUUUCCAGUGAUUGGCCGCUUUUCACAUUCCUGAGAGUAGUUCUGGGUAAAAACACUCUGACGACCAAGGAUCAUAAUGAGAUUUCCCCUGGAUUCUAAAACUGCACUAUAUUUUUGUUUUUCCUGUGUGGGACAGGCAGAAACUGAGCCCUGGAUCAUUGGAGUACAAUGUUCUCAUUCUCACAAGGAUCUUCCAAAACUUGAGCCUGUCCUCAGUCUUCAGUGGAAUAUUGAUACACAGAGUUUAUGGUCUUUGCUUGGCUUCCAAUUCAUGUGUUAGAUGUUUUAUAUAAUUGAAAGAAACAAUAUACAGACCCUACACUGUCACAGAUGAGCAAUGCAAUUUAAUGGACGGUUUAGGUCUGUUGUAUGGGUUGGCAGUAAUGCAAGAAAUUGCAAAGCCUACAUGGGUUUGCUUGUUUCCAGGACACAGUGUGCACAAUUUAGUGAAGGAGGGAUAUGUUUUCACUGUGGAAUCAAUUUUGAACCAAACUACCUGGACCUCUGAGUCCAUAAAGUGCUGACAGCUCUUGACAAAUGCAACUAGUAUAUAAAAAAUGGGAUUUUUUUUCCUCAGCUGAGGUCCCAUACUCCAAAUGCAAUGCAUGGCAGUGAUGUACAGUAUGUUACAUCUCAAUACUUAUGCAGAGUAACGUCAGUGUUGGUUUUAUGUGUAUAAGUUAUAAUGAUAAUUCUGGUUUAUUACAACUCCGACUGUACUCAACAUGUUGAUUGCUGAGAUCUGGGAGCACAUUACUGCAACUGUCUCUAAACUGUGGUCGACGUUUGUAAUGGAAACUUUGGGUAAUAAUUGUACGCUUGCCUUUGUUUUGUUAUGGACAGAUGAUCAGGACCAUGGAUCCUGGGGCCUCAUGUAUCAACACACACAAAGAUUGCUUAAGCAGUUUGUUAUGCACAAGCAACAUGCAUGAAAAGUGACAAAGUGCAGACUGCGGUAUAAAAUCUUGUCUGGCAGAAACGACUUUCUUGAUGUUUUCACAACAUAUUGCAAGUAAACUAAGCUAAAACUACCUGGCACAGUUAUUUUUAUUGGCAACAGUUUUUCCUAUUAAUGUGACACGGAGAUGUUAACACACCUCAGGCGCUCAGAGAUCCAUGACGCAUAGGAGGCACACAUCUCCUCAGGGAAGAAAACACAGUGCGUGUGGGCAGAAUAAGUCAGGUGUGAGGCAAAACUCAUCUGGUAGGUGAUGAUUAAUUAUGGCAACAAGCUGUUGGGAAAUUACAACUGCGACCCAAACACUCCUGUUACCCUUUCAUCCUGUGGCGUCCUUCACCCGCGGGAGCUACACUCUUCAUGUGCGCAGCAAUGCAUUUCUUAAUAUUGCAGGGGUUAAAACCCAAAAUGUCGUCCCGGAGGGAAUGUGUAGAAUGUAAUGAAUUAUGUAUUAGAUGAAUUUCACCUUGAUGUCAGACAACUUUUUUUUGACUUGCACAGCAAGCUGACAAGCCUGUAUAUUUGUAAUCAUUUGCAUGUCAUUUGCGGGAACAGCCAGGGUGGAUAGGAGGCCGGUGCAUGUGCAUUCAUAUUCAUAUUGGGACGUAUUGAGACAGAAUGUGACGUCAGGACAGUUUGAAACAUGAGGGUGUCUUUGCGUACAUUCUUUUGCACACUGCAAAAAAAGCCAACUUGUAUUUUUUGGCCUGAAACAGUGAUUUAAGUUGGUAAAACUUGGAAAUAUAAAUUAUUGACAUUUAGGGCAAUAAUGUAAGUUAGCACAACAAAGGAAGCCAGUUGUCUGCUCAAAAACAAGUUUGUGAGUUGUUGUUACUUAUAUCUUUAAGUUGGGGUUCACAACAAGGGACAAUAGUUCUGCUAACUCUUAUUUCUUUGUUGUGAAAUUCGGUCUUGAGCGAAAGCUAGCAGCUAACUGAUGCUAGCGGCUAACUGAUGCUAGCGGCGCUGCUUGUUACAGCUACAAGAGUAGCCAUUAGCAUAUCAAUGCUAACUCAAAAUUGUGAUCGCAACAUUAGCUGACAUUUCAUAGCAGCGUUACAAUCGUGCCACUUCAGCACAUUGCAGAAGUUAGCAGAAGUAAGGAUUAAAAGUUAUUACAAUGUAAAAUUAUAAAUUAGUACAACUUACAGUUGAGUUGACAAAAAUCUGAAUUCAGAGUUGAGCAAACAUAAAAAACAAAACUUAAAAUAUUUAGUUUAAUUCUCCAACUUAAAAUUUUAUCGAAGUUUGUUGGGUGAAGCCAAAUUUUGACUU
Molecule: messenger RNA, 3758 nt
Organism: Centropristis striata (black sea bass)
Lineage: Eukaryota; Metazoa; Chordata; Actinopteri; Perciformes; Serranidae
Gene: tmem200b
Product: transmembrane protein 200B
Exons: 2
Coding region: 307-1536 (409 amino acids)
Source: RefSeq, a predicted model, not a curated record